ACUUCUAUGCAUUCAAAAAGGGGAAUAAUAGCAUAUAUAUCACACGUACUUUGAUAUAGUGAAUAAUAUAAGGUAUAGUCUACCGACCAACCUCAUUUCACAAACACUUAGCUCAGCCGUCAUGCUUGGUUCAGUAGCAGACGACACAAAGGAGAUGGACUCCUACAGCGAUGACAAUGAACUCUCAAGUUGUGAUGCAUCAGAUUCAAGUGAAGAAGAACCUGAGCUCGCCAGCGACGUGGACGAGCUGAUAGAUGAAGAGAUACGAACAGUGCAGGAAAUGGUUCUGUCGAAAAGGAAGAUAAAGGCACUUAAAAAAGCCAGGCGAGUCCUCACAGAGGAUGAAGUAGUUACAGAAGAAUCAACGACACUGUGCGAACUAAAUUCCGGCCUCAGUAAAGAAGAAUUGCUUGCCAGCAGGUCGGCUCGACGCGUGCUAAGGCGCAAUCAUGAGGCCAAACGGGAUCAAACAGCUGAAGAUGAAACGAACUUGCACAAUAGUAACGAGCCACAUGCGACGAAUAAUGGCGCUGUGGCUACAGCUGAGAAUGCCGAUGUGGCCGGAUCUUGCAGUGAAUCCAAAAAAACAUCAGACUCCAAAUCUUCUACCCAAAAUUUUACUCCGCCCCCAUUUUCGGUCCCAAUAUCAGCCGAUGUCACAUCAUACGACUUCAAAUCAUUAGCCCAACUGACGAAAUUCGAUGUCAUCCACAUGGACCCCCCUUGGCGGCUCGCCAAUGCCAAGCCAACACGUGGUGUUGCGCUGGGAUAUUCACAGCUGUGUGAUAAUGAUAUAGCUGACAUGCCCGUAGAGUGCUUGUCUGAUAGCGGCUUCAUCUUCAUCUGGGUUAUCAACAAUCGGUUCGAGGUGGGCUUGGAGCUGAUGACGAAGUGGGGCUACAAAUUUGUGGACAACGUCGACUGGGUCAAGCAAACCGUCAACCGGCGCUUGGCAAAGAGUCAUGGAUACUACUUACAGCACGCCAAGGAAACGUGUCUCGUCGGAUUCAAGGGAGACCUAAACUACGUCAAGUCGACUACACACACCGAUGUCAUCUUCGCACCACGAAGGGGUCAAAGUCAAAAACCAGAGGAGAUAUACCACUUGAUCGAAGCUCUAGUGCCUAACGGUAAGUAUUUGGAGAUCUUCGCACGGAAAAACAAUCUGAGGGAUUACUGGGUCUCCAUUGGCAACGAACUGUAAUAAAGUGCGACCC
Messenger RNA from Sphaeroforma arctica JP610, 1217 nucleotides. RefSeq lists its product as hypothetical. Lineage: Eukaryota; Ichthyosporea; Ichthyophonida. The coding region runs from base 122 to 1204 and encodes 360 amino acids. The transcript has 8 exons. Gene Ontology annotation, cellular component: RNA N6-methyladenosine methyltransferase complex. The record is from RefSeq and is a predicted model, not a curated record.